AUGGGCACCCUAGCUCCGCCGGCGCCGGACCACCUCAAAAAAUCAGCCAAAGUGGUGGUAGUAAUGGUUCCAUUUCCAGCCCAAGGCCAUCUCAACCAACUCCUCCACCUCUCCCGCCUUAUAUCCGCCGCCGGCCUCCCUGUCCACUACCUCACCACCAUCUCCCACAGCCGCCAAGCCAAGCUCCGUGUUCAUGGCUGGGACCCACUCACUGUAAAAAACGUCCAUUUUCAUGAAUUAUUCAUCCCUCCAUUCUCUUCCCCACCUCCAAACCCUAAUAAUAACGAAAACUUCCCCACCCAUCUCCAACCUGUUUUCAACGCCUCCAUUCUCCUUCGCCAACCUAUCUCCGACAUUCUCCGAACCCUCUCGUAUCAAUUCAAACGAGUUGUAAUAAUCCAUGACUCACUCAUGUCUUACGUUGUUCAAGAUUUCAGUUCACUACCAAAUGCUGAAUCAUACUCUUUCCAUAGCGUUUCUGCUUGCACUCUCUUCUUUUUCAUGUGGGAAAGAAUGGGAAAGCCAUUUGGGAUUGAUCCUGAAUCCGAGUUCUUAAAAGGGUUGCCGUCUAUUGACGGCUGUUUCUCGUCGGAGUUCAUCAAGUUUGUGAACUCCCAACACGAAUUCACUACGUUGAGUGCUGGAAAAAUCUAUAACACCAGCCAUGUCAUUGAAAAACCGUUUAUUGAGUUCCUUGCUAGAGAAGAAAUCGGGAAAGGAAAAAAACAAUUUGCACUUGGACCUUUCAACCCUAUUAUAGUUCAAACGACUAAGCAACAAAAUUGUUUUUCCCGACAUAAAAGCUUGAUAUGGUUAGACAAACAGGGUCCCAACUCGGUUCUAUACAUCUCAUUCGGCACCACCACAUCCUUCAGCCAUGAUCAGAUUAAGGAGAUUGCCAAAGGACUUGAGAAAAGCGAACAAAAGUUCAUUUGGGUUGCCAGAGAAGCGGAUAGAGGCGAUAUAUUCAAAACCCAAGAAGAAGACUCGGUGAAGAUGGUGUUCCCGGAGGAGUUUGAAACUAGGGUUUUGAAAGCGGGAAAUGGGAUGAUAUUGAGAGAUUGGGCUCCCCAACUGGAAAUUUUGCGCCACCCGGCAACCGGAGGGUUCUUAAGCCAUUGCGGGUGGAAUUCUUGCAUGGAAAGUAUUUCCAUGGGAGUACCUAUAGUGGCAUGGCCGGUUCAUUCGGAUCAGCCGAGGAAUGCUUUCUUGGUUUCGAAGAUUCUUGAAAUUGGAUUAGUUGUGAGAGAUUGGGGCAAGAGAAAGGAAUUGGUGACUUGGGACAUGGUCAAGAAAUCGGUGAAAAGACUGAUGGCAUCCAAGGAGGGUGACCAGAUUAGGAGGAGGGCGGCGGAGCUAGGAGACAAUCUCCGGCAAUCAGUGGUGGCGGAAGGUGGUACGGGGAAAAUCCAGUUUGAAUCUUUCUUCAACCAUAUCACAAGAAAUAAUCUUAAUUAG
Molecule: messenger RNA, 1458 nt
Organism: Impatiens glandulifera
Lineage: Eukaryota; Viridiplantae; Streptophyta; Magnoliopsida; Ericales; Balsaminaceae
Product: zeatin O-glucosyltransferase-like
Exons: 1
Coding region: 1-1458 (485 amino acids)
Molecular function (GO): UDP-glycosyltransferase activity
Source: RefSeq, a predicted model, not a curated record